GAAGGAGGAGGAGGAGGAGGAGACGGGCUGAACGAAGAAGACGACACGGAGGGCAAGGAGCAGGGAGAGAGCGAAGCCCCCGGGCCCGAACAGGGGGAUGAUUCAGUUGAUGUGACAGCUAAACCAAAGAGAAGUUUUUAUGCUGCAAGAGACUUAUAUAAAUAUCGUCAUCAAUAUCCAGGGUUUAUAUUGAAGAGGUCUUGAAUAAAUGGAAAGGAGAUUAUGAAAAGUUGGAACACAAUCACACUUACAUACAAUGGUUGUUUCCACUCAGAGAGCAAGGACUGAAUUUCUAUGCAAAAGAAUUAACAACCUGUGAAAUUGAGGAGUUCAAAAAAACGAAAGAAGCGAUUCGAAGAUUCCUGUUAGCUUACAAAAUGAUGCUGGAGUUUUUCGGGAUAAAAUUAAUUGAUAAAACUGGGAAUGUAGCACGAGCUGCUAACUGGCAGGAAAGAUUCCAACACUUGAAUGAAUCCCAACAUAAUUAUCUGAGAAUCACCCGGAUUCUGAAGAGUCUUGGUGAACUUGGCUAUGAGAGUUUCAAGCCACCUCUCGUGAAAUUGAUUCUACACGAGGCUCUGGUGGAAGAAACCAUACCCAACAUUAAACAGAGCGCUCUGGAAUAUUUUGUGUACACCAUUAGAGAUCGAAGAGAGAGGAGGAAACUUCUGCGGUUUGCCCAACAGCACUACACCCCUUCUGACCAUUUCAUAUGGGGCCCACCAAGGAAGCCAAAGCUGGAAGGAAGCAAACCAAAUAAAAAGCUGGCUUCACCAGUGUCCCUUCGCAACAGCUCCACUUGUAAACAUAAAAAGACAAAAGAUCUCAAGAACGCAUCUGAAAUUUGUAACUCGAGGAAUAAAACAAAUGACGAGAAAAAGACAGAGCAUAUUAAAAACGGUACAGAUAGCAACCAGAGUAAGAAAACAGGCUCCCCUGAAGUUGUUAAGCAGAGCAGUAUGGUGAAAAAUAGUAGUGCUGAGUGUCACAACACUAAAAUGGACAUUGUUGAGCCUUUGAAUCAGAAGGAGACUAUUUCUCAUUUAAAGAAACAUAAAGGCAAAAACAAGGAGAACGUUAGCCAGGACUGUAAACAUUUGGAAGACAUAGAAAAAGAUUCAUGUGAGACUAAAAACGAUUCAACAAAUAUAUCAUCCGAUAUGCAAGACAAUAUAUGUAAGGAUAAAAACCUGGCGAGCUCAUCUGUAAGAAAUAAAGAGUGAAAUCUUCUACCUGCAUAUGGCACAAUGGUUUUUCACUUGUAGAAAAUUGUUCAGGAACAAGAGAUCUUUGGUACUGGAUCCAAUGCUGGCUACAACAGCUUAGCCUUGUCGGGGUUGUGGCGUCCUUAAUUUGUUUACGGUUUGUACUUCUCCCAGCUAUGUAUUAAGCUUACAAACUGCAUAUUGCUUAAGUCUAAGAAAAAAAAACAACUUCCUUUGAAUCUGUUUUCUAUGCAUAAAAAUCCAACGUUGA
Messenger RNA from Thamnophis sirtalis, 1476 nucleotides. NCBI's taxonomy places the organism in Eukaryota, Metazoa, Chordata, Lepidosauria, Squamata, Natricidae. The record is from RefSeq and is a predicted model, not a curated record.